AUGAUAAGAUCGAAGCCUCGUAAUAAUCUGGUUUAUGGUGUGGGAGAGAUUUUUAUGAAGUAUGUUUUCAACAGGACGUAUCUACUUUUGAUGCUGUUUCCGAUCUUUGGAAUGGCCGUUAUGGCAAAUGUUUUGUAUGCGAAGGUUGCCUCGAGUGUUCUUUCUGAGAUUGCAGAUCACAUUGAAAUGAGAGAUCUGGGCGAGAACACGCACAUUGUAUACAAGCUGCUGAUUUAUGGGAUAUUCGCAGCCCUGUUUGAAUAUUUCCCGAUAUUUUUGGCGGCAUACAUUGUACAGGACAUAUACACCGAUUGCUACCGCGAUGUUUUUUUUGAGUACAUAUCGCUGGACUACAAUGUAUUCCACGAGGUGUCACCUGGGGAUCUUGAGGGCCGAAUAAACAGAAAAUGCAAGGCAAUUGGAGACGCUAUUGAUGUGGUGAUUCCAACACUGAUGAGCUCGACGAUAUUUAUUGUGAUAGCAAUGGUGAAGAUUGUGUCCUUUGGGUCUGAGAAUGCACUGCUGUUUCUUACGAUUCCUCUGCUGUACAUCUCGACAACGGUCUUUCUGACAUCGAAGCGGAAUAUUAUCCGUGGAAAAUACAAUGUUGCAAAGAACAAGUCUGUGAAGAAGCUGAGCGACAUUUUGAACAACUACGAGGUGGUUAAGUCUUUUGGGCUCGAAGAAAGGGAGUCGAGUGUGUUCCACUCAACGCUGAAUGAUAGGGUAGUGCAGGGGACACGAUACAGUUGUUCUGAAAACAUCAUUACGUUUAUUCAGAAGCUCUGCUCAUUAGCUCCGCAUGCUAUGAUUUUAUAUCUCAGCCUGAACAAUAUGACUUUUAUGGACGCAAUAACAUUGAAUGGCCUCCAUGCGAUUCUUAAGGAAAGAAUGACCGAGUUUGCUCGAGAGUUUGUGGAGCUUUAUGAGAACUACUAUGACUAUUCGAGCUCUACGUAUGAGAAGGAGGAGGACAUGCCUGAGCAGGUUGACAUCGAAGGGUUUGGCGAUAGAAUAGUUUUCGACGGCGUCGGAGUUAAUAGAGGAGAGAAGACCAUACUGGAAAAGGUAAGCUUUGAGCUGAAGAAAGGAGAAAAGCUUGCGAUUGCUGGCCCAAACGGAGCAGGUAAGUCUACGCUUAUCAACGCUCUUCUGAGGUUUUUGGAGUAUUCUGGAAAAAUACUGAUUGAUGGUGUUGAGAUGAACGAGUAUAAGAGAAAGUCGAUCAGAAAGCUGAUAGCAUAUGUGCCGCAGGACAAUUGUGUGAUUGAUGGCACUGUGCUUAGAAACCUGAGAUAUGGCGAUUGGAGUGUGUCUUUGGAGAAGGUUAAGGAAAUAUGCAUGAAGUAUGGAACACACGAGGUGUUCAGUAGUCUUGAGGGAGGAUACUUCAAGCAGAGUGGACAGCAAGGGUGUGAGCUGAGUGUCGGGCAGAAGCAAUACAUGAGCCUGAUGAGGGCAAUAAUCAAAGACUCGCCGAUAUUUAUCCUGGACGAGGCAACCUCUGACGUUGAUCAGAAGACAGAGGCAGAGUUGAUUGAUUAUAUAAUGUCUGUUUUAUCUGACAGGACAAUAAUCAUGAUUGUGCACAACCAUGAGCUUUUGAAGAAGUUCGAUAAGGUGCUGUUUCUAAGUGGAGGGACAAUGAAGGGAUGCGGCAGUAUCAACGAGCUGCUCAAGACGUCUGACAAGUUUGUUGAGUUUUAUCUCGGAGAAGAUGAUCUCUCUGAUACUGGGAUCCAACCACAGGAAGGGUGUUGA
Molecule: messenger RNA, 1761 nt
Organism: Ordospora pajunii
Lineage: Eukaryota; Fungi; Microsporidia; Ordosporidae
Product: ABC transporter
Exons: 1
Coding region: 1-1761 (586 amino acids)
Biological process (GO): transmembrane transport
Cellular component (GO): membrane
Molecular function (GO): ATP binding; ATP hydrolysis activity; ABC-type transporter activity
Source: RefSeq, a predicted model, not a curated record